This is a messenger RNA of Aspergillus eucalypticola CBS 122712, 765 nucleotides long. RefSeq lists its product as uncharacterized. The coding region runs from base 1 to 765 and encodes 254 amino acids. The record is from RefSeq and is a predicted model, not a curated record. The transcript is spliced from 3 exons. NCBI's taxonomy places the organism in Eukaryota, Fungi, Ascomycota, Eurotiomycetes, Eurotiales, Aspergillaceae.
AUGCCUUCCGAAGCCGCAAAUAAAUGGCCCAAAGCAAUUCGCCAAAAGGCAGCCAAGAAAGCUCAGGAUGCCAGGCGAGCCAAACAUGAAGCUAUGAAGAAGAGAAUGGAACACGCACGACGGCAUAGAACUAAACCCGACCCUUGCAAUGGUUUAUCUAAGUCUUGGUUCGAAGACUUCAUGAUAGAUCUUCGCCAAAUGGACAUGUUCUCAGAGGCUUGUAAAGCUAGUUUAUUCGACGAGGUCUCCAAUCGCUCUGCUGAUUACUAUCGUCUGGCAAUUAUGCUAGCAGCUACCUUGGAGGAAGAAGCGAUAAAGUUGAAGAGAAGGUUUUCUCGCGAAAUUGAGCUUCGUAGUGAUGAUAUUGGAGACCACUAUGAUAAGGGUUGGGACUUGUGGAUUCUAUCUGCCGAGGAAAAGGAUGAAGUCAUUUGUCAAUUGGCUAUGGAGUGGGGCGCAUUGCCUAUGGCGGUGGCUGACGUUUAUCCUGAUAAGUACCUGCCAGUCUGGGAACUGCUGGUAAAGAAGGAACAAGACUGGAAUGUUGUUGUGAACUGGAUAAACAGUGCUGUUCUGGAGAGGUGCGGAAGACAGGCAUCGAAAGGAAAGUGUGUUCCCCGAGUUCUGGGAUGUGAUCAUCUCAAGGCAUUGAUUACGCAGUCGCCAGUGGAGCCUUUCAACCGGCUUAGACUCAUUACGCUUGCAACCACCAGUAAUGAAAAGGGAAAACAGCGCGGCAAAGAUGACGAUGAAUUAUCCGAUUAG